CUGCGCCUGAGCUGAGUAUCAUUGGCGCCAAAGAAGACUGGAGAAGCACUACUGUCCCGCAAUCUGUCCAAAAUAAAGAAAAGAUAUUGACACAUGCUUAAAAAUGGACAUCCGGAGGUUUUUUGCGCCCACCAAACCUUCAAACAGAAGCACCAGCACUGAUGAAGAACCGAAGAGGAGAAGGAAGCCAAAAACUAAGGUCACAAGUCCCAAAUCGGACGAGAAACCUACUGGAAAACGAAAGAAAAGAGUCAUAAUUGAUUCAGACUCUGAGGAAGAGAAGAAAGAGAGGAAGACCAAGAAGAGCACUAAAGAGACAGCUACCCCCACAGAGAAGAAACACCCAGUGACUUAUGUGUCUGAUUCUGACUCAGAUGAUACAUUUGUGACUCUGAAAAAGUCCUCCAAAUCCAGAGAAAAUGGAACAGUUAAAGGCAAGAAGGAAUCAGACUUGAAAAAAACAAAAGAGGUAAAAACAUCCUCCAGUAAAUCUCCGACCACAGCUGUGAAGGUAAGGGGGAAGAGCUCUCAGUCCAUCACCUCUCCAAAGACAGCACCAACCCUACCCAAACAGACACCCACCUCAGUAAUGGACUUCUUCGGGAGCUCUAGUGUUCAGAGAUCGGAAAAGAAAAUGGUGGCCAGUAUGAGCAUUAAAAGGAAGGCAGAGUCUGAAGAGUCACUCAGUGAUGAAGCCAUUGCACGAGAACUUCAGAUGGAUGAUGACAUGGAGAUGGAGAAGCAGAUCCAUGAUGAUGAGGAAUUUGCAAGAACAUUAGCCAUGCUUGAUGAAGUUCCCUUAGCGAAAAAGGCUCGUGUAGACUCUGUUUCCCCCUCAAAGGACAGCUCUCAGACAAAAACCUCAGAGACCAAGGCCAAGCUAAAGGACACAUCUCCUAAAACAAGCCCCAUCAAGACUAGCUCCAAACUGGCUCAGAUGAAAAGACAACAGGAACAAGUGGAAGUAGAAAAGGGUGAAAAGCAGAUUAAGAUCUCUCCAAAAAAGGAGCCGAUCUCACCUAAAAUCUCAGAGCGGGCCGCCACGCCCAAAACAGGAAGUUCUACAGGAAAGACUAAAUCAAGUUUUUCUACACCUAAAAGUGAUUGUGCACCCAUUAAAACUUCACCAACAAAACCAGAGAAUACAAGUCCAGAGGACCUAGAAAAGAAACGGGCAAAUACAUCAGCGUACCGUAACUAUCUGAACAGAGAAGGACCUCGAGCACUGGGGUCUAAAGAAAUACCACAGGGAGCAGAUAACUGUCUGGAGGGGUGUGUGUUUGUGUUGACUGGUGUGUUAGAGUCUUUGGAGAGGGAUGAUGCUAAGUCACUAAUAGAGCGAUACGGCGGGAAAGUAACAGGAAACGUCAGCCGCAAAACUACUUACCUUAUUUUGGGACGAGACAGUGGAAUCUCAAAGACCGAGAAGGCGGAGAGUUUUGGCACUAAGAUUAUUAAUGAAGAUCAGUUGUUGGAUCUUAUAAGAACCAAACCAGGCAAGAAGUCCAAAUAUGAGAUUGCAGCAGAGGCAGAGAAUAAAUCGGCUAAAACGAGGACCCCAGACUCUAGAGGCAAACCCACUCCUACAACCAAAAAGGCCUCACCACAAGGGCCGAGCCCCAAUAAGAGAAGCCCUUUAGUGGGGAAGUCUAAGCCUGGCUCUGCUUCUACCUCUGGAUCAUCUGGAGCUUCUCGUUCAAAUUCAGAGGUCAAAAAGAGUUUGAGCUUUGAUAAGACCAAGACAAUAUCUACCCCAGAGAAAGACGGAAGUAGCCUGUUGUGGGUGGAUAAGUACCGGCCACGUAAUCUGAAGAAUCUUAUUGGGCAGCAAGGGGAUCAGAGUUGUGCCAACAAACUUCUGCGUUGGUUACAGAACUGGCAUAAAAAUAACAGUGGCAAUGCAAAAGCACCAGCAGCCAAGUUUGGUAAAUUUGGGAGUAAAGAUGAUGGAUCUGGAUUUAAGGCAGCAUUGUUAUCCGGGCCUCCUGGUGUUGGAAAGACCACUACUGCUGCUCUCGUCUGUGAGGAGUUGGGUUACAGCUAUGUGGAGAUGAAUGCCAGUUGCACCCGCAGUAAGAACAGUUUAAAAGAAGUGAUUGCAGAAUCACUGAACAACACCAGCAUUAAGAACUUCUAUACUGGUGCAUCUCAGACAGUGAGCAGUAAACACAUCCUUAUAAUGGACGAGGUGGAUGGGAUGGCAGGAAAUGAAGACAGAGGAGGAAUUCAGGAGAUGAUUGGUCUGAUAAAGCAGUCAAAGAUUCCCAUUAUCUGCAUGUGUAAUGACCGCAAUCAUCAGAAGAUCCGCUCGCUGGCCAACUACUGCUACGACCUGCGAUUCCAGAGACCCCGUGUUGAGCAAAUCAAGGGGGCUAUGAUGUCUAUAGCUUUCAAAGAGGGUCUGAAGAUCCCACCCCCAGCACUGAAUGAAGUCAUCUUGGCAUCCAAUCAGGAUAUUCGUCAGGUGCUGCAUAAUCUGAGCAUGUUCUCAGCUAAAGACAAAGUCAUGACCUAUGCCCAAGCCAAAGCUGAUGCUAACAAUGCUAAGAAGGACAUGAAAAUGGGUCCGUUUGAUGUGUGUCGGAAGGUGUUUGCCUCAGGAGUUGAAACUGCCCACAUGUCUUUGAUUGACAAGUCAGACCUUUUCUUCCACGACUACUCAUUAGCACCUCUGUUUGUCCAAGAGAACUACAUACAUGUCCGACCAGCCGCAGCAGGAGGAAAUCUGAAAAAUCAUUUGGUGUUGUUGAGUAAAGCAGCAGACAGCAUUUGUGAUGGAGAUUUAGUGGACAAACAGAUCCGCUCCAGACAGACCUGGUCUCUGCUUCCCACACAGGCGAUCUAUGCGAGUGUGUUGCCGGGGGAACUGAUGCGGGGUUAUAUGAGUCAGUUUCCAACCUUUCCCAGCUGGUUGGGCAAAUUCUCAUCAGCGGGCAAACACAGCCGCAUCAUACAGGAGCUCGCUUCACACAUGAGUCUUAAAACGUUAAGCAGUAAGGAAGCAAUAAAUCUGGAUUACCUGCCAUAUUUGCGUUCAGCAGUAUUGGAGCCUCUUCAGUCCCAAGGUGCAGAGGGAGCCAAUCAGAGUGUUAAGCUUAUGGAUAAUUAUGACAUUAUCAAAGAGGAUGUUGAUAACAUAAUGGAGAUCAGCACAUGGGGCGGAGAGCCAGAUCCUUACUCUAAAAUAGACUCCAAGGUGAAAGCUGCAUUUACACGAGCGUACAAUAAGGAGUCCCAUCUAACUCCAUACUCUUUACAUGUGGUUAAGAAAAGCCGUAAAGGUGCUGUUGACCCUGAGCUUGUAGGAGAUCUUGACAAUGAAUCUCAGUUCCAGGAAGAGGAAGAAGAGGAAGGGCUUACCACAGAUGCCAUGAUCAAGCAGAAGAAAGCCAAACCAGCAAAAGAGGCCAAGCAGAUGAAAGCAGGGGAUUCUGGGAAGGGGAAAGGCAAGGGGAAAGGAAAAGGAAAGAACAAAGACUGAGAUAAACAUGAGAGAGAGAGAGAGAGAGAGAGAGAGAGAGAGACAGACAGAAGCCCCUCAUCUCUCGGUUUCAUAAAGAUGAGUGGGUGAAGUAAGGAUGACAUCAGCUCCAUAAACAGAACGUUUGGCCUGUGACACAUACUUGUGCACUUCCUGAAAACCAUCACUCAACUAAAGCUGCUUUCAGCAGAGCAGGCACUGCAGAGACCAUGAGCAGGGGGUGGACCACACACUUCACAAAAGAUGUUAUUAUAUAGUUCACCAUUCCUCAAACAUAUCAGACUUGGCACAUGCAUUAUACUGUUAACACUUGGAGUUAAUGUUAUAUUCAUCUCAAAGAUAUACAUUAUUAAGGGCACUUAAUUUCAUCUCACUCUUGCAUCAAGAUGACAAACUAAGUAUUUCAGUGUAUUAACUCCUCUUGUUUUCAAACACACAAUUUUUCAAUAAAGACAUGGUUACCCACUUUUAUCCUGAAUGUCAGCUUAGUUGCUACAGAACAACUAAUUGUAAAUAUCUGUCUGCCAUAUUAGCAUUUGUCCUUUAUAACUUUGGAUAACGCAGAUAUAAUCUCCUUUUCUUAGUGUUACAGCAUUUCUAUUGCAGCACUUUUGAAUACAGACCGAUAGUGUGUAUUAUUAGCCUGAAGAUUACUCUGUAAAUGACUUUGUUUGAUUUGAAUAAUUAAAAUGAGUAUUAUGUCAUCGUGA
This is a messenger RNA of Myxocyprinus asiaticus (Chinese sucker), 4191 nucleotides long. RefSeq names its product replication factor C subunit 1-like. The record is from RefSeq and is a predicted model, not a curated record. Gene Ontology annotation, biological process: DNA replication; DNA repair. Lineage: Eukaryota; Metazoa; Chordata; Actinopteri; Cypriniformes; Catostomidae. The transcript has 24 exons. The coding region runs from base 104 to 3481 and encodes 1125 amino acids. Gene Ontology annotation, molecular function: ATP hydrolysis activity; DNA clamp unloader activity; DNA clamp loader activity. Gene Ontology annotation, cellular component: nucleus; DNA replication factor C complex.